ACGUGUGUAGGUUGUAGGACGCCAUAGGACGCGUGUUCAAACUUUAAACGCGAAUCUAAUCUCAUUGAAGAAAGUAAAAGGAGGAAGAAGAGAAAGAAGUCAUUAACGUAUGAUUCGUAUGAUCUUGCAUGCUGUUACCUAUCGAGAGGAGAUUCCUGUUACCUGACAAGUGUAAACUGUUGCGGAAGACAUUUAUAGCGUGAAAAAAAAUGCAUUCUCUAAGGAAAUUGUCCGGUUCGUUUAGUCGUACGCUGAGAAAUAACGUACGACGAACCCUAACCUCUCAGCCUGCGGCGAAUGCGAGUGUCGACGACAAAGAAAAACCGAUACUGGUGAAGCAGAUGGGUAAGGUGACUGCUAUCGGUAUUAAUCGUCCAGAAAAGAGGAACUGCCUAGACGUUGCGACCGCGCAUCUACUGUCCGAAACGCUGGAUGCAUUUGAGAAUAAUGAAGAGUCGUUAGUGGGAGUGUUAUACGGAGUGGGAGGCAAUUUCUGUGCCGGUUACGAUCUCAAAGAAAUCGCGGACUAUAACGGCGAAAACGAGGAAAGCAUACCACAUUUUGGACCGCUGGCGAAUAGAACUGAAUUGUCCAAGAAGCCGUUGGUCGCAGCUUUGAGCGGGUAUGCGGUUGGAAUAGGAUUCGAGCUUGCUCUAAUGUGCGACUUGAGGGUCAUAGAGGAUACAGCGGUGGUGGGCUUCUUAAACCGACGUUUUGGCGUUCCAAUUUUAUGCGGAGGCACCGUCCGUUUGCCUGCCAUGAUCGGAUAUUCCAGAGCUAUGGAUCUUAUACUGACCGGAAGGGCGCUUACUGCACAGGAUGCAUUCAAUUGGGGAAUUGCGCACAGAUACACAUCUUGCGGUUCAGCUCUGGGUACAGCGAUGAACUUGGCGAAUUCUCUUGUAAAAUUCCCGCAGAAAAGUAUGCUGGCGGAUCGUGCGUCAACAUAUUUUGCCAUGUUUUCGCCGAAGCAUAUAGAAGAGGCGCUGCAGUUCGAGAAGGAUAACUCUUCGCACUUGAUAUUAGAGGAGGGUGUUCCAGGCGCCAAGAAAUUCGUCGAUCACAAAAUUGGAAGGCACGGGAAGUUUCAUGAUAUCACUGUAAGAGAUGAGAGCAUUCGAGAGCUAGAUGAAAAUUUAUUAUAAAGAACUUCUAGCGCGUGUAUGUGUAUGUAUAUAUAUAUAAUGUACAUAAUGUACUUUUAAAGUAGCUCUCUCUAAAUAAGCCUAAUAAACUUCAUAAUUUUCAUAAUGUA
Molecule: messenger RNA, 1255 nt
Organism: Temnothorax curvispinosus
Lineage: Eukaryota; Metazoa; Arthropoda; Insecta; Hymenoptera; Formicidae
Gene: Srlp
Product: carnitinyl-CoA dehydratase
Exons: 5
Coding region: 210-1145 (311 amino acids)
Source: RefSeq, a predicted model, not a curated record